Octodon degus (degu) is the source of this 1747-nucleotide messenger RNA. RefSeq names its product cytochrome P450 2C5-like. Lineage: Eukaryota; Metazoa; Chordata; Mammalia; Rodentia; Octodontidae. Gene Ontology annotation, biological process: xenobiotic metabolic process. The record is from RefSeq and is a predicted model, not a curated record. Gene Ontology annotation, cellular component: intracellular membrane-bounded organelle; cytoplasm. Gene Ontology annotation, molecular function: iron ion binding; oxidoreductase activity, acting on paired donors, with incorporation or reduction of molecular oxygen, reduced flavin or flavoprotein as one donor, and incorporation of one atom of oxygen; heme binding. The transcript has 9 exons. The coding region runs from base 46 to 1515 and encodes 489 amino acids.
UGAAAGCCUUGGAUCGCCCUGGACUCAGUAAGGACAGAAGCUCUGAUGGACGCCGUGGUGAUCCUGGUGCUUGGUGUCUCCUGUCUGCUUCUCCUCUCAUUCUGGAGACAGAGCUCUGGGAGAGGAAAGCUCCCUCCGGGGCCCACUCCUCUCCCACUCAUUGGAAACAUCCUGCAGAUAGAUGUUAAAAAUAUCACCAAGUCUUUAACCGAUUUCUCCAAGGUCUAUGGCCCUGUGUUCACCCUGCAUUUGGGCAUGAAGCCCACUGUGGUCCUACAUGGAUACGAAGCAGUGAAGGAAGCCCUGAUUGAUCUUGGGGAAGACUUUUCUGGAAGAGGGAGUUUCCCAAUAGCUGAAAAAAUUAAUAAAGGUCAUGGAAUCAUUUUUAGCAAUGGAAACAUAUGGAAAGAUACUCGGCGUUUUGCCCUCAUGACCCUGCGGAACUUUGGGAUGGGCAAAAGGAGCAUUGAGAGCCGUAUUCAAGAGGAAGCCCACUACCUAGUGGAGGAGCUGAGAGCAACCCGUGGCUCACCCUGUGAUCCCACUUUCAUUCUGGGAUGUGCGCCCUGCAAUGUGAUCUGCUCCAUUAUCUUCCACAAUCGUUUUGACUAUAAUAAUCAGGAUUUUCUUGCCCUGGCAAGAAGGAUCAAUGAAAAUGUCAAGCUUCUAAGCAGUCCAUGGAUGCAGGUCUACAAUAGUUUCCCUGCUUUCAUUGAUUAUCUCCCUGGGAGUCAUAAAAUAUUUUGUAAAAAUAUGGAUUUCAUGAAUAGUUAUUUUAUGGAGAAAAUAAAAGAACACAAAGAAUCAUUAGAUGUUAACAAUCCUCGGGACUUCAUUGAUUGUUUUCUCAUAGAAAUGAAGAAGGCAAACAACGCUGAAACAGCUUUUACUUAUGAGAACUUGGUUAUCACCAUAAGUGACUUGUUCGGGGCUGGGACAGAGACAACAAGUUCAACACUGAGAUAUGCUCUCCUCCUCCUGAUGAAACACCCAGAGGUCGCAGUUAAAGUCCAGGAAGAGAUCGAGCGCGUGAUUGGCAGGCACCGGAGCCCCUGCAUGCAGGACAGGAGCCGCAUGCCCUACACCGAUGCUGUGCUGCAUGAGGUCCAGAGGUACACUGACCUGCUUCCCACCAGCCUGCCCCACGCAGUGACCCGUGACCUUAAACUCAGAAACUACGUCAUUCCCAAGGGCACAACCAUAUUAGUAUCCCUGACAUCUGUGCUCCAUGAUGACAAAGAAUUUCCCAGACCUGAGACUUUCGACCCUGGCCACUUUCUAGAUGACAGUGGCAAGUUUAAGAAAAGCAACUACUUCAUGCCUUUCUCUACAGGCAAACGUAUUUGUGCGGGAGAAGCUCUGGCCCGCAUGGAGCUGUUUUUGUUCCUGACCAGCAUUUUACAAAACUUUAAUCUGAAAUCAGUGGUUGAUCCAAAGAAGCUGGACACCACUCCAAUUGCCAAUGGGCUUGUCUCUGUCUUGCCCUCAUACCAGGUCUCCUUCAUUCCUGUCUGAAGAAGGGCAGGCCGCCUCGUGGUUCUGUGACUUCAUCAGGCAUCUGCUCCUCUGGAGCAUAGGCUACUCUUUCCCCUGUUUUGCAUGGCUUCACUGAUAAUUCCUAUUCUGUCUUCCCAUUGAAUCAGGAUGAAAGAAACACAAAAGUCCAUUGUGAAAACUUGUCCACAUUAAACUGCAUGCUACUGUCUAUAUUCUUCAAUGGAAAUAAAAAUAAAUUUGUAUCCCAAAA